Messenger RNA from Kwoniella shivajii, 2085 nucleotides. RefSeq lists its product as uncharacterized. The transcript is spliced from 15 exons. The record is from RefSeq and is a predicted model, not a curated record. NCBI's taxonomy places the organism in Eukaryota, Fungi, Basidiomycota, Tremellomycetes, Tremellales, Cryptococcaceae. Bases 1 to 2085 code for a protein of 694 amino acids. Gene Ontology annotation, molecular function: protein binding. Gene Ontology annotation, cellular component: cytoplasm; nucleus.
AUGUUUGUUAUCAAAUCCCUUCUCGGGAAGAUGUGGGGCAAUCCAGCCAAUCCUGAGCUCAUUCAGAUACCUGCUGGUCAACUAUAUCUCGUUCGACCAAACAGUAUCAAAGGAUCAAGGGAAUGCAUAUUUCAAGAUGCUGUGGCGACAAUUAGAAGGACUGGGGUCGAGUAUCAGUAUCAGCUUGUCGUGACCCGUGCUUAUGAGGAAGGGGAAGAACAGUUAUUGGAUGAAGAUGCGGAAACUCUCGAGUUUCGAUUCGGCGUUCUUGAUGGGGAUUCCACCUGUGCUUGGAGGGAUAUGAGCGGAGAUGAAGGUGAUUUGUGGGAGUUUGUUAGCAGCAAGAAAUACCUACGUUCACACGAGGAAGCCACAGAUGCCGAACUGGAAGCCCUUAAAUAUAACGAAAAGCCAUCUUUGCCUGCUACUGAUCCGAGUGCAUCUGCGAAUCUAGAGGACAAACUCGGCUCACUAUCAGUGCAGGAAGAUCCUUUCAAGGAUGUUCCUGUCCUGCAUCGUUCUCACGCAGAGUUGUACCUUUUUGACACAGAAACAGACGUUUUUGUAAUACAAGAGAAAGAGGUGGAUGCAGAUCUUGUAUCAAAUGGAGACUACGAUACUUGGAUCAUCGUCCGUCACAAUUCCACGCCGUUCAUCUCCGCGCCGAUUGACGCCGAAAUGAACCCUCGUUUCGACAUGACCGAGGGUCUUCCAGGUAUGACAUGGUGUCUUAGAUUCAAUGAACAAGUUUUCGUUGAAUGGAAAGACAAGUUUACUAUCUACAUGUGGGAAGGCAAGAAUAAAACCAGUUAUGCGAAAGCAAAAGCAGACGAGCAGCGAUACAUUCAAGAAGCUUAUGAAGACGUCGAGAUGACCGAACCAGAGGAGGAUGAAGAUCGAGAAGGGUCAGAUGACGAUGAUGACGAGGACCGUUCGUCUGCAGCAGACCCAGAGGAAUACGGUUCCGAAUCAGAAGAGUCAGAGAAAGAAGCUUUUGCUCAUGGGUCAAAGAAUCAUCAGCUGGCUGUGGGUUACAAGAACGAUAUGUCCUUUGUAGCCCGUGGGGAUAUGAUCGGUGUAUUUGCUCAUCAAGACGACAAGCUGCGAUUCCGUACCGCUAUUGACAGAGUCAAAACCAUGGAUGGCAAGAGUUUCUCACCUGGAAAGAUGAUGCUCCACAACCAAGACGGAGAUAUGCUACUUUUGGACCCGAAGAACCAAAACUCAGUUUACCGAAUGGAUCUGGAGUAUGGUAAAGUAGUCGAUGAAUGGAAGGUUUCUGACUCGGUCGAAGUAAACAAUAUCAUCCCAGACUCCAAAUAUGCUCAGAUGAACCCUCAACAAACAUUCAUUGGGCAUUCUCACAACGGCCUUUUCCGUAUCGAUCCUCGUGUCUCCGGCAACAAGCUCGUAGAGAGCCAAUUCAAACAAUAUGCCACCAAGAACGAUUUCUCGGCCGCUACCACCACGGAGUCUGGCAAAUUAGCUGUUGCUAGCAAUAAGGGAGAUAUACGGCUUUUCGAUCAGAUUGGCAAAAAUGCCAAGACUGCCCUUCCUGCACUGGGAGAUCCUAUUAUUGGCGUUGAUGUAUCGGCAGAUGGGCGAUGGCUCGUUGCUACUUGCAAAACAUACUUGCUGUUAAUUGAUACCCUCAUUGGCGACGGUCGGUAUAAGGGAUCGCUCGGUUUCGAUCGAAGCUUCCCCGCAGAUAGUAAACCUAUUCCCAGACGGCUUCAACUCAAGCCCGAACACGUAGCCUACAUGGAAGAUGCUGUCUCGUUCACACCUGCUAGAUUCAACACGGGAAUGAACGAGGCGGAGAAGACGAUCGUAACUUCCACCGGGAAGUAUGUUGUAACUUACGACUAUCAGAUCAAGCAAUACGAUUCCCGAGUUGUGGCGGAUAAUUUCAAGUUCGGUGCAGACAAAAACAUCAUCGUUGCACUGGAGCACAAUGUGAUCAUGGCCAAUAAGAAGGAACUUGCAAAGCCCACGCGAUCAUCACUUGCUCCGCAUGCGACAUUGUCCACUCCAGCUAAGCGAAUCCGACAAUCUCACAGCAAUAUCGUAAACAGUCCAUAUUAG